AUGCCUCGGAGUCCUACAUCCAGUGAAGAGGAGAUGGCCCAGAGUUUCUCUGACGGCUCUGGAGGUUUUGAGACAGACAGCUCAAAGGAGGAGCCUGGCCAUGGAGGACCUGGAGGGGAAAGGGCUAGCAGGAGGACAGACAGGAGGGCAGAGAGGGACAGGGCUGCCCGUAGGGAGUCACUGGAAUUCUGUGUGGUCAUCCCUGACCUGCAGCAGUCUAAGUGUAUGAGGUUUAAGCCCGAGGCCACGGUGUGGGUUGCUAAGCAGCAGAUCCUGUGUACACUGACCCAGACUUUGAGGGACGUGCUGAACUACGGCCUCUUCCAGCCCGCUGUGGAGGGCCGAGAGUCCGGCUUCCUGGAUGAGGAGUGUGCCCUUAAAGACUACCCUACUCCUACCAACACUAAGGGGGUCCCCACUCUGGAGUUCCGUUACAAGAGCCGGGUCUAUCAACAGCCCAAUGUGAACGAGAAGCAGAUCGCCAAAAUCCACACGCAGGCCAACUACAGGAAAUUAAUGGAUCACAUUCAGCAUCACCAGCUGGAUAAACUAGCAAAAAUGUUGGAGAAAGGCCUCGAUCCCAACUACCACGACCCAGACACUGGUGAAACUCCACUGACCUUCGCUGCCCACCUGGACAAUGUGGCUCAGGUCGUCGUUGUACUGAAACACGGUGGAGCACAUCUUGACUUCAGAUCACAAGAUGGGAUGACCGCUCUCCACAAAGCAGUCAGGGCAAAGAAUCAGGUCACACUGAAGGCUCUACUGGAACUAGGCGCCUCCCCAGACUACAAGGACAGUCAGAGUCUGACGCCACUGUACCACACAGUCCUGGUGGGAGGAGACUCGGGUUGCUGUGAGCUCCUGCUGAGGGCCCGCGCCACAGUCUCCUGCCACGACGAGAAUGGCUGGCACGAGAUACACCAGGCGUGUAGAUAUGGACAUGUCCACCACCUGGAGCAGCUGUUGUUCUAUGGAGCAGAUAUGGGUGUCAUGAACGCCUCUGGAAACACGGCUCUACACAUCUGUGCUCUAUACAAAGAGGAACACUGUGCCAGAGUACUGCUUGUUCGUGGUGCCAACAAGGAAGUGAAGAACUACAGAAGCCAGACACCAUUCCAGGUGGCCAUCAUUGCAGGAAACUUUGAAUUGGCAGAAUUAAUCAAGAACCAUAAAGAGAGUGAUAUCGUGCCUUUCAAGGAGGUGCCGGCCCAACCCACCCGGCGCCAGCAGGCCCCACGGAGUACACUAGCUGCUCCACGGUCUAUGCUCCUACGCUCCAACAGCGACAACAACCUGAACGUGAACAACCGGUCACCCCUGCCCUCGCCGUGCCACUCUCCCCUUCGUAGCCUCUCCCCCCGUCGGCCCCAGCAGCAGCAGAUGCCCAGCCCCAAUGGAACAGUCAGGACCAUGGGGAAGGGGGCUCCCCGCCCUCCCCGUUCACGUUCGCCCUCUCUGGGGCGCCUGGGGGAGGAGACACCCAGACAGAUCCCCCAGCGCCAGCCCAGCCCACACAAGGGUCGGGAAGAGUUCACUGGUGGCACAGACCGCCAGGGGCCCCAGUGUAAGCUGUACAGUGCUGUGGCAGGGAAGCACUUUGUGGUGACUAAGUCCUACCAGCCACAGGCCGAAGGGGAGAUCACCCUGUACCAGAACGACAGGGUCAAAGUGCUCUCCAUAGGUGAGGGUGGUUUCUGGGAGGGCAGUGCCAGGGGUAACGUGGGAUGGUUCCCAGCAGAGUGUGUGGAGGAGACCCCUAUCCAAGAGGAAAGACCAUAUGCCCGAGCAGACAGGGCUGAGAGGAGGAAGCUUUUCAGGCACUACACCGUGGGGUCCUACGACAGCUUUGAUGCAUCAAGCAACUGUGUUAUUGACGAGAAGACGGUAGUCCUACAGAAGAAGGAUAAUGAGGGAUUCGGGUUUGUGCUGCGAGGGGCGAAAGCGGACACGCCCAUCGAGGAGUUCACCCCUACACCCGCCUUCCCCGCCCUGCAGUACCUGGAGUCUGUGGACGAGGGCGGGGUUGCAUGGCGGGCGGGGCUUCGCAAUGGAGACUUCCUCAUCGAGGUGAACCAGGAAAAUGUUGUGAAGGUGGGCCACAAACAGGUGGUCAAUACGAUCCGACACGGGGGCAACCGGCUCAUCAUCAAAGUGGUGACAGUUAGCAGGAAUCUGGACCCUGAUGACACGGCCAGGAAGAAAGUGGCCACACCUCCACGUAGGACUCCUCCCGCUGCCCUGUCCAUGGCCAUGCGGUCCAAAUCUAUGACCUCGGAGCUGGAGGAGCUAGUGGACAAAGCCACUUUGAGGAAAAAGAUGGGUGAUGAUCAGUCUUCAGAUAAUGAGCGUCUAAAGAAGAGGAUUGUAUUCUCAGUCACUCUAAAUAAAGUGGAAGAGAACAUGCCUUCUCAGAAGCCUACGUGGGACAACUCUAACACUGACAUAAGGGUCGCAAACACGGUCAAAACGCGGCCCAACAGCAGGUGCUUGGCCAUGAACCCAGAGAUGAAUUCCAUGUGUGAGAGCCAGGACGUGUCGAUGCAGACCCAGACCCAGCCCAGAGAGCCAGGCAGCCCCAGAGGUCGAGGCCCCUUCCUGGGGGUGCCAAACAGACAGGGGACCAUGAGACGACAAAAGUCCAUCGGAACAUCUGGAAUAACAGAAGAGGACGCCCCUCAGUUCCUGACCCCUCCCAUGUUGAAAUUCACCAGGAGCCUAUCAAUGCCGGACACAACAGAGGACAUCCCACCCCCUCCCGCUAUCUCCCCUCCAUCUCCCCCUUACAACAACGACCCCAACCCACAGGGCAGAGGCUACGGCACUAUCAGACACACUGUUCCCAAAGGCACCGCCCCUGAGCGAGGAGGGGACCCCAACACGGGCGGCAGUGACGGAUGGAGGGAACAGGGUGGUAUGUACCACACAGAGCCCCAGUCGGAACAGUAUCAGUCUGAGGACCACCACCACCACCAGGGUAGCCAGAGUCCAGGCCAAGGCCUCACAGCCCAGCAGAGCUUCCUGAACCGCAGGGCCCAGAUCCCAGAGAACCCAUACUCAGACCUGGGGAAGAUGGGCAACCUGGGCCUGUUUGCCCCCAACAAACCUCAGAGGAGGAAGGGCAUGCUGAUGAAGCAGAACAAGAUUGAGGACAGCCCAGAGAAGACCUGCACCAUUAAAAUCCCAACCAUCAUCAUCAAGGAGCCGUCUACAUCCAGCAGUGGGAAGAGCAGCCAGGGCAGCAGCAUGGAGAUAGAGACUGGAUCCCAUGACCACCCGGGACAACUCCGUCCGGACGACGGACACAACCCCAGCAGUCCCUUUGCCACGGCCAUGGCGGGCGCCGUGCGGGAACGUGAGAUGAGGAUGGUGGAUUGUCACCAGAACUCCCCAUCCUACAGGUUCACCGACCAGGGUGAAGAAGACUCGUCUCCCGCGCCUGCGCCUCGCCUCCGCCACUCCAAGUCCAUCGACGAGGGAAUGUUCAGUAGUGACGAGCGCCUGCGUCGCCUCAUGGCCCCACCUGCCUCAUUACUCAGCAUCCCCAGAAGAGGGGGUAACGUGACGGUCUUCAACACCCCGGAGACCACUGUUGUGAGAGAACCGCUACACACGCGCACUGGCCACCACAGCCCGGUCAGUCUGCCCGCCAAGACCUAUACCUCCAGUAGUGGGCGCUACGUCCACCCAGUCACAGGGAAGCCUUUGGACCCCAACUCCCCUCUGGCCCUGGCUCUGGCUGCACGGGACCGGGCCAUGAGAGAGCAGUCCCAGCCACUCCCGCUGAAGACCGAACCACCUAAACCUGACCUGAACAAGCCUCUGUUCAUCGACACCAAGCUGAGGACCGGCAUGGGCGCAAAUUUCUCCUCGACCGCCACCAUGGGUCGACCGGGCAGGGCGGGGCUUCGUAGGCAGAUGACAGAGGCAAAGUACGAGACAGAGUCCAAAUACGACCACCCGUUGGCCAAAGACAAGGACAAUAGUCUGUCCCGUCCUCAGAGAGAAGAGGAGAAGAAGAACAUGUUGAUAGACAUUGGUGACACGUCUCAGCAGAAGUCACCUGGGUUGCUGAUGGUCCACACCACUGACGAGAACAACCUGUCUGAGGGGGAGAGGGACGCGGCGGUCAGUCCAGACAGCACCCCCAGUGAGCUCCGGGACCCCAACCAACCUAACAUCCUCAAAAUGGCCUCCCCUAACCCCCAUAACCCUCACUCUAUGGGCCCUGGACCCAGAGGUAGUAAGACCAUGAUCACCGUCACCUCAGUGGACGAGCCGGUCAAACUACCCUUCGGUAUCCCCCCUCCACCCUGCGUUCCCUCCGUGGACAUCGACGAUGAGUUCUUUGCUGACCCACUGCCACCGCCGCUCGAGUUCGCCAACAGCUUCGACAUCCCAGAGGACCAAAAGGGGGCGAUCGCUGAGCUCCUGAAACAGCAACGAAACGCUGGCAGGGCACCAUCGUCUCUAGCCCCCUUCUAUCCCUAUCACGGUAACACCUCAGGCCACCCUGACCAGACUAUGAUCAAACGGCCUGCGGUGCUCACCAACUGUACACCCCCCUGCUUCCCCCACGCCCUCUUGGAGAGCUACGAUCCUAUCAGUGACUCUGGCAUUGAUGUGGAGCCGGACAGCCGCAGCAUUGGAGACCCCCAGCUGGAGACUACAAGCACUAUGUCCACCGUAUCCAGUAUCUCCACGCUGUCGUCCGAGGGUGGCGAGGUGCUGGACAACACAUGUACAGUCUAUGCAGACAGACAGGCCUUUCUGGUGGACCGGACUUCAAAGUCAAGAACCAGGCAACCUGCCGCAAACAAGAGCAACGCACUUUACAAGGACCCUGCCUUGAUGGAUAGAGAGGAGAACAUAAGAACUUUUGCCGCACCUUCCUCCGUCCCACCGCCUCCCCCCGGGGCCAGCGUCUCCUCAGAGCCCCCCAGAACACCAACUCAAAGAACCUCCAAGUUAUGGGGAGACCCUCCAGGCUCUAACCCCCAGGACAUGCAGAACAAGGACAGGACACCAAAGCCAGGAGAGGGGAUAGACUCUUCUUCCUCAGGAUGUAGGACUGUUUUUGGAUCAAGGGGUCCGGACAGUGGGUCCCUCUCCUCAGGUACACAGCGGAAUACCACAGUCUCUUUUGCUGCCCAGCUCCCUCCGAAUGUGCCUGCCCCAUCUCCAAACCGACAAACCGAGAGCCCCUCCCACCACAGAGCCCCCAGCCCCAUCCUCUCUCCCCCAGACUCAGGCCUCGGCUGUGCCUCCUCUCUCCCUGCCACCUCUCCCACCCUUUCAGACGUGUUCGGCCUGCCCACCCCCCCUCUCAGCCUGGGCACGGGGAGCAGCCGCUCGCCCUCCCCCCUCACCCUCAUCCAGGCCGUCUCCAACAAGCCUUUUGCCACCAAGCCGGUUCUGAUGUGGAGCAAACACGACGUGGCCGACUGGCUGGAGAGCCUAAACCUGGCUGAGCACAGAGACACCUUUAUGGACAACGACAUCGAGGGCAGCCACCUGCCUAGCCUGCAGAAGGACGACCUCAUAGACCUAGGGGUGACCAGGGUCGGACAUCGGAUGAACAUAGAGAGAGCUUUGAAACUUCUGAUGGACAGGUGAGAAGUGAGGAGGGUGAUGAGGUCUCUGAGUCUCCAACACUACAACUUCACAACAGGCUUCUAAGUUAAUUAUCAAUUAUGUCCAUAACAAUCAUUUUUAUUUAUGUUGACUUAUUUA
This is a messenger RNA of Oncorhynchus masou masou (cherry salmon), 5733 nucleotides long. Its product is annotated as SH3 and multiple ankyrin repeat domains protein 2-like. Bases 1 to 5616 code for a protein of 1871 amino acids. Lineage: Eukaryota; Metazoa; Chordata; Actinopteri; Salmoniformes; Salmonidae. Gene Ontology annotation, molecular function: ionotropic glutamate receptor binding; synaptic receptor adaptor activity. The record is from RefSeq and is a predicted model, not a curated record. Gene Ontology annotation, cellular component: postsynaptic density; postsynaptic membrane; dendritic spine. The transcript is spliced from 24 exons.